Molecule: messenger RNA, 1020 nt
Organism: Impatiens glandulifera
Lineage: Eukaryota; Viridiplantae; Streptophyta; Magnoliopsida; Ericales; Balsaminaceae
Product: adenylate isopentenyltransferase-like
Exons: 1
Coding region: 1-1020 (339 amino acids)
Biological process (GO): tRNA modification; cytokinin biosynthetic process
Cellular component (GO): mitochondrion
Molecular function (GO): tRNA dimethylallyltransferase activity; AMP dimethylallyltransferase activity
Source: RefSeq, a predicted model, not a curated record
AUGACAGUUGCAUUUCUCUCCACCAUUUACAGAAAUUAUCACAAAUCCCUCUCCAUUGCCCCAAUCAACCGCCGCCGGUACUCCGACAACAACAACAAGAAGAAGAUCGUCGUCAUUAUCGGACCCACGGGCUGUGGAAAAUCACGUCUAUCAAUCGACCUAGCCACCAGAUUCAUUCCAGCCGAAGUAAUAAACUCAGACAAAAUCCAAAUCUACAAUGGUUUAGAUAUAACCACUAAUAAAAUGACAAUGCAAGAAAGACGCGGCGUUCUUCAUCAUCUCCUCGGUGAUUUUGUACCCACAGAUCAAAAACCCGAAUUCACUCCUUCAGAUUUCCGCUCUACAGUUGAUUCCAUCAUUUCAAACAUUACAUUCCGUGGAAAAAUACCCUUAAUCGUUGGUGGGUCGAACUCAUUCAUCCACGCCCUUGUAACAAAUGAUUUCCACCCUGAAAUAGACGUUUUCAACGAGACGAAACAGGAAACAAUCUGCCAAGAGCUUCAAUACGACUGUUGCUUUCUCAAAAUCGACGUUUCAUUCCCUGUAUUGGAUCGAUAUUUAGUUAAUCGUGUUGAUGAAAUGAUGGGUUCUGGUAUGUUCGAGGAGUUGGCCGAGUUUUUUAAGUCAGAAGGGUUCUGCUCGCCGCCGGUAGGGUUGAGGAAGGCGAUUGGCGUCCCGGAAUUUGAGGAUUUUUUCAGGAAGUUUGGUACGGAUGUAAUGGAUAUCAGGGUUGAUGAGUUUGUGAACAGAGCAUAUGAGAAAGCUGUGAAUGAAAUAAAGGACAAUACGUGUAAGCUUUCAAGGAGACAAGUGAGGAAGAUCUUGCGGCUGAGGAAUGGCGGUCAGUGGGUCAUGCAUAAUGUUGAGACGACGGCGGCGUUAAGGGCGGCGACGUUAAGGGCGGCGACGGGGGCGGAGGAUGAGGUGUGUUUGAAGGAGACUGCUAUGGAGUUAUGGGAGAAACAAGUGGUCGAGCCUAGUGUGAAGAUUGUUAGAAGGUUUUUGGAAAAUGAAGUGUGA